Chroicocephalus ridibundus (black-headed gull) is the source of this 2185-nucleotide messenger RNA. RefSeq names its product chromosome 4 C11orf16 homolog (gene C4H11orf16). The transcript is spliced from 7 exons. NCBI's taxonomy places the organism in Eukaryota, Metazoa, Chordata, Aves, Charadriiformes, Laridae. The record is from RefSeq and is a predicted model, not a curated record. The coding region runs from base 289 to 1881 and encodes 530 amino acids.
UCAGUGCAGUAUCUAGAUCAACGGGGAGAUGAAAAUUGAGCGGAUGCGUGGCAGACAAAUGGUCUUCUCUGCAGUCACUUUCCACCGGUUUUUAACCGGUAACGUCAGGAUGUCCCAUCCUGGUAGUAACGACUGUGGCAACCUCCGUAGCAACUAGGAAACACUGGCAGCAAACGGCUUCCUGCGUCAAACAGGCAAAAGGGUGAGAUUUAUGCAUCGGGAGUAAGUCCAAAUCAACCAGGUAUAGAGUUAUCAAUAGCUGAUCACAACUGAGCUGCUUUUUGAAGAAUGGCUCGUUGGGAAGGGUCCCUGCCCACGGCUCGCAGGUAUUGCAGUGCUGUGCCAGCUCUGGACACGUUUGCCUGCCCCAGGGUCAUAGCUGCCGUCAACCCCUGCUGCAGGAGCUCUUUUGUAGUGCAUCCCACCUGGAUCACCGAGCCCCGAGCCCCCCGGAGGUGCCAAUGGAUUAGCUGCUGCCUCCCCUCUCCUGGCCCAGCAUGGGAGAGGCUGAGCGCAUCGUGGAGACCUGCGGGCUUAGACAGCAACGUCCCUGUGCUGGUGAGAGGGGAACAAGAUGGAUUUUAUUACCGUGGCACAGUAAAAGAGGAGAUAGAGGGUGAAAGAGGCAUGUUCCUGGUAGAGUUUGCCAAACCGCUUGUGUCACGUGGCAGACAUCAAGUGUGUGUGCAAAAAACAGCGAAGGAUGGCAUCCUGGAAUACGUGAAUGGGAUGAAGCAUUCCUUAGUUCCCGGAGACAAAGUGCUGGCACCCUGGGAGCCAGAUAUGGCCAGGUACGGCCCAGGAACCGUCCUCACAGGAAUUGAGACAAGAGACCCCUUAAGAGCUUCAGAAGAUGAAGAAAUUAUGGUCCAGUUCUGGAAUGACAAGAAAGCCAAACUCCCACGGGAUGUAGCUCUGUGGAUCCCUCCUAGCCUGUGGGAAAGGAUUGUAGAGAUGAUCCACAUGCCCUUCACCAGCAGAUUGAAGCCCAGAGAAAGUCUGGACACUAACUGUUGUAUUUUUUCCUGCAGUCCUAAACCAGCCCUGAUUCCUGUUUGUGCUGUACAUAGACUUGCUAAGCACUGUUUGCUCGGCUCACCCUGCUGGCCUCUUUUCUGCUGUCACUGUGAUGGUGUAUGCUGUUUGACAGCACAUGUAAGGUGCAUCUGCUGCUGCCAUCCCCACGUUGAUGCCUGGUGGCCUCUUCCAUCCAGGUCUCUGGUCUUUCAGAGAGAAACUGAAGAGGCGGAGUCUGGCAGCGAGCCUACUCCACACCUUCUAGAACUGGAAGGCCCAAACCAAGAAGAACCAGCGGUUGUGGCAGCAUCUUCCCCCUCUUCUGAUUCGGAGUGGGACCUGGAGCCAUUCCCCACUAAGAGUACUGUGGUGGACAGUGCUGUUAAUACAGACUCUGGCCGUCUUGAGAAGCCCAGGCUAAAGGUUUCUGCAAAACCAGAGGGCAAAUACUGGAAAAGAAGCCACCACGAGUCCUGUGCCAGUAAUUCAGGACUCGUCAGUUGCAGCAGCGCAUAUGCAAAGGGCAAGCUGGAAUCCAAAGCCAUCUCCACUGGGGAUGUGUCCCGUGUUGUACCGACUAAUCAGAAUGCAAUGUUUGAAACCAUCAAGCAAUCUCCCAGAGGGCAAUUCACAAUAAAAGAAAUCUUAAGAAACCAAGAUUUCAAGCCAGCAUUGGGGGAAGAAGGUUUUGCAGCAUCAGAAAAACAAAGAUAUCAAAAAGCAAGAAAGAAAACAGAGUCAGAUGACAAAUGUAAAGUGACUUGCAUAGGAGACGACAAAGUUGAUGAUACAGAGUAUGUCAGAAGAGGACAGACAGAAAAACCAGCAAAGAGCUCAUUUACAACAAAGCAGAGAGAGACGUGAUCAACCAGAAUUCAAUAAAUGUACAACUGAUGAAGUUCAGGAGCUGAAAUUUCAGGUAAACUGCUUAUACUAUAUCAGCGUUACAUUUAUUAAACAAAUCAAGUUCUGAUUUAGGUACCGUCUCUGUAGAAUAUCUUUAUGGAUAACGGUAUCAUUUUAGUAACUGAGAAACUCUAUUUCCAUCCACAUUGAAUUUCAGCAUCCUCAUUCUUUACUCCAAGGUGUUACAUUAAAUUCCUAAUUAUUUGGACUUGACUUUACAAUUCUGGAGAGAUCAGCUAAACUAGUAUGAGCACUAAAAGCC